Pyrus x bretschneideri (Chinese white pear) is the source of this 1416-nucleotide messenger RNA. RefSeq names its product acyl-protein thioesterase 1-like. The record is from RefSeq and is a predicted model, not a curated record. The transcript is spliced from 10 exons. Lineage: Eukaryota; Viridiplantae; Streptophyta; Magnoliopsida; Rosales; Rosaceae. Gene Ontology annotation, molecular function: hydrolase activity. The coding region runs from base 444 to 1214 and encodes 256 amino acids.
GCAAAUUUUUGUAAUGAUUUUAGUUUUUCUGUUUUGGUUUUUUUUUAAUAAAAUUUUUGGUUUCUGGAUUAUGAGGUGUUAGGAACAAUGUUAAAGAUUGCAAAAUUUCUUGUUAUUUUAGCCCAUAUGGUUGAAAAGAGUGAUUGAAGCAGCCUAUGGUGCAUGUGUAUCUGUUUGGCAUUUGGGAAGACCAAAACUCCUAAUGCAGAACCCGAGUUGCUAUUCUUCGAAUGCCCUUGUGUUAGUGUUGUUCGGAUUAGAUUAAGGUUUUCACGUUCUUGAUAUGAUGAGGAAGAUGCUGUCCGAUUGGUCUGGGGAGGGAAGUUAGCCUUAGCCUCGUCCGGCCCUGCUUCUACUAGAAACCAGUGGCGAAUCGAGGAUCUGUGCUCUGUACACUUGCUGCAGAGGAGUUUGGUCAGUGGUAUUUACUUGAGGGACGUAAUAUGAGCUUUACUGGUCCAUCUGUUGGUUCUGGUGGUAGAACUGCUAGGAGGGCGUUUGAGUUUGGAAGAACCUAUGUAGUCAGACCUAAAGGCAAACACCAGGCCACCGUAGUUUGGCUACAUGGCCUCGGCGAUAAUGGUUCAAGCUGGUCCCAGCUCUUGGAAUCCCUCCCUCUUCCAAAUAUUAAGUGGAUCUGUCCAACUGCUCCUACUCAGCCAAUUUCAGUUCUUGGUGGCUUUCCUUCCACUGCUUGGUUUGAUGUUGGAGAACUUUCGGAAGAUGCUCUGGAUGAUGUAGAGGGUUUGGAUGCUUCUGCAACACAUGUUGCAAAAUUGUUAUCGACAGAGCCUGAUGACAUUAAACUUGGCAUUGGAGGUUUUAGUAUGGGUGCAGCUACUGCACUAUACUCCGCCACCUGCUUCUCUACAAGAAAAUAUGGGAAUGGUAAUCAAUACCCAUGCAAUCUGAGUGCCGUUGUUGGACUAAGCGGAUGGCUUCCAUGUUCCAAGACCUUGGGUAAGAAGUUAGAAGAAGUAGAUGAAGCUGCAAGGCGUGCUGCCUCCAUUCCGCUUUUGUUAUGUCAUGGGAAAAGUGAUGAUGUGGUUCCUUACAAGUUUGGUGAGAAAUCGUCGCAGACCUUAAGUUCAACUGGCUUUCAGAAUGUGACAUUCAAAUCCUACAACAGGCUUGGUCAUUAUACAAUUCCGGAAGAGAUGGACGAGGUUUGUGCUUGGCUAAGAUCAAAGUUGGGGCUUGACGGGACUUCAUAGAACGCCCGUGAAACUCUCGAGCAGCGGCAAAUGAAGAAGAAGCACAGAAUAUGUAGGAAACAAUAACUUUAAUGUGUUCCGUACGACCUUUAUGUCCUUUAUGACCUGUUAUUAUUUGGCUGGUGGCACUAGUUAAAUCGAUAUUCGCAUGUAAUAACUGGCAUUCAUUAUUUGAAUUAAGAACAUGUCGUUUGGAAGUAAA